UUGCUGCGUGUUCGGUGGCUUGGAAAAUCUUUAAAACAGGAGAUUCAUACAUAUGCCACGAAAUUGAUGCAGUAUUCAUCACUCGUCACAGUUGAAAGCCUGUCGGUCCAAUAGCUACGGGAUGCUUUAUUUUAGUUCUUUGAGUGUAUUUUCCAACGGGACAUAACAUUGGAGGCAAUUUGGAUGAAGUUGGACUCACGGAAGUUUUAUGGUUCCUUCAAUACAACAGAAAGAGGAUUUAAUGGGGACAUCUAAGAGUGAAGAAAACCUCGGACAAUUCUUUCAAGCACUUAAUAUUGGAUGAUAAUUCAUAUGGCGUGAAGGAUAGUGCCUCUGUCAAAGGAGCUUAACCCGCUUCUUUUUGGCGAAGUGUCGGAGCGCACAAGAACAACUGCCACGCAAAAAACUUUUAGUCAACAACUUGGGAAAACUCAGACGUCUUGACAGAUAACAACCUAUUCAUUUCAGACUGGAUAUACAAUGACAAGCUGUUGGUUUGCUUUCGCGGCGUUGUGGUGGAGCUCUUAUUGCAUGUUCCUUAUUGCAGGUAGCAAUUAUUUAUUCGAUGGCAACAAUGAAGUUCAUCCGAGCUUCGUUCAUCGGAGAUUACGGACGCAUGAAAAGAGAGAAAUGCAGAAAGAGAUUUUGUCCAUCCUCGGACUGCCACAUAGACCUAGACCUCAUCUUUCACAUGGCAAGUAUAACUCUGCGCCGCUCUUCAUGUUGGAUUUGUACAAUACCAUAUCUAACGAAGAGAAGAACGAAGUGGACGGAAUUCUGGACCAGUACAAGUCCAUGUUUACCACGCAAGGACCCCCUUUGGCAACUUUUCAGGACAGUGCAUUCUUAAACGACGCAGAUAUGGUCAUGAGCUUCGUAAAUCUGGUGGAGUACGACCGGGAGUUAUCCCCAGAGAGACGCCACCACAAGGAGUUCAAGUUCAACCUCUCCCAAAUCCCAGAGGGGGAGGCCGUGACUGCAGCUGAGUUUCGCAUCUACAAGGAGUGUGUCAGCCGCUCGUUCCGCAACGAGACCUUCCUCCUCAGCGUAUACCAGGUGGUGGGGGAACGGCCAGGCAGGGACUCGGACCUUUUCCUGCUGGAGUCCAGGAGACUGUGGGCGGCCCAGGAAGGCUGGCUGGAGUUCGACAUCACCGCCACCAGCAACUUGUGGGUGAUGAGUCCAGAUCACAACCUGGGGCUUCAGAUCAGCGUGGAGACCCUCAGUGGGCAGAGCAUCAGCCCCAAGGAGGCUGGGCUGGUGGGCCGUGACGGAGCUAUGGAGAGGCAGCCCUUCAUGGUGGCCUUCUUCAAGGUGAGCGAGGUACACGUCCGCUCCCCGCGCUCCGCCGGCCCAAACGGCAAACGGCGCCAACAGAACCGCAACCGCUCCAGCCAGCCACAGGACUCAUCCCGCGGCGCUGGCCAUACAGAUUACAACAGCAGCGACCAGAAGACGGCUUGCAGGAGGCAUGAGCUCUAUGUGAGCUUCAAAGAGCUGGGCUGGCAGGACUGGAUUAUCGCACCUGAGGGCUAUGCGGCGAACUACUGUGACGGAGAAUGCUCCUUCCCCCUCAACGCCCACAUGAACGCCACCAACCACGCCAUCGUGCAGACACUGGUGCAUCUCAUGAACCCAGAGAACGUGCCCAAGCCCUGCUGCGCACCGACCAAGCUGCACGCCAUCUCCGUUCUCUACUUCGACGACAACUCCAACGUCAUCCUCAAGAAGUACAAGAACAUGGUGGUGCGGGCCUGUGGCUGCCACUGACCGCCCGGCCGUCGCUCCGCUCUCCCCAUCCUC
This is a messenger RNA of Alosa alosa (allis shad), 1803 nucleotides long. It is a transcript of the gene bmp6, whose product is annotated as bone morphogenetic protein 6. Lineage: Eukaryota; Metazoa; Chordata; Actinopteri; Clupeiformes; Clupeidae. Gene Ontology annotation, biological process: SMAD protein signal transduction. Gene Ontology annotation, molecular function: growth factor activity; cytokine activity. Gene Ontology annotation, cellular component: extracellular region. The transcript has 7 exons. The coding region runs from base 481 to 1770 and encodes 429 amino acids. The record is from RefSeq and is a predicted model, not a curated record.